AUGUAUGCAGACACCAUUAUGCCGUUUAAUGGUGAUCCUAGUAUGCUAAACAGUUUUCAAUCAGCCUGUGACUUCCUUUUUGCUACCCAUAAACAAUCAAAUGAUCCAAUUUCAAACAACUAUCUCUUGAGAGCUGUUAGAAUGAAAUUAACAGAUCGUGCUCAAAUAUUAGUAGGAAGCAGAAUGGAACUCGAUUGUUGGGAUCAUAUUAAAGCUGUUUUAUUUGAUUGCUUCGGUGACAAAAGAAAUUUGGAAUGCCUAAAACAAGAUCUGUUUAUAGCAGUACCAAAUAAAAAUGAAAAUCCAUUAGAUUUUGCUAAAAGAUUACAAGUUUUACGUAGCGCUUUAGCUCAAAAAAUCAAACAACUUUUCCUGACACUCAUAUGGAUGCAGCCACUAAAAUAA
This is a messenger RNA of Ceutorhynchus assimilis (cabbage seed weevil), 405 nucleotides long. Lineage: Eukaryota; Metazoa; Arthropoda; Insecta; Coleoptera; Curculionidae. The record is from the annotation of a GenBank genome assembly.